AGUUUCGGAGCGUUCGGUAGUGGAGAGCAGCUGAAUUUCGAAUCAUAAUCAUAACAUUCGUGAUCUAAACGAACACACCAAGUUGUUGUUUUGUUUUGGUUUUUAGUCGCAAAAUUUCGCGCGAUUUUUCUGGUGCCACUGUGUGUGUGUGUGUGCAUUUGUUUCGCACACAUUGGCGACUGGGCAACCCCAGGAUCUGUCGCCUGUCCUCUCGCUCGUGACUUAGACUCAGACUUUUCCUCUGGAUCCUGCGGAGUACAUCCGAGGACCACGCAGGAACAGCUGAGAUAGACACUCAAGAAGGGUAGCAUACAUAUAUAUCAUAUCUGGAGCUGUAGCCCAGUACAAAUAUCGUGGCUAAAAUGACAGUUGUGAGUUGUGGCUCAGAUUUGGCUUCGCAUGCGGGGCGCAAUCAAAGCAAACGUCAUUAGCACUCGCGACACCGCCUUCGAUUGACAGCGGGUAAAGGGAGUGGAAAGUGGAGAAGGAGCCGGAGCAGAUCCUGCCGCAGGAUUCAGCAGCCAGGAGGCCAGGCACGAACAACUUUACAUUUGCAUAACUUCGGUGCAGCGCCAGCGUUCAGAUUCCGAUUCACAGAUGUCAAUGGGCGUGGCAGUGGGACGCGAGGCGAGCCAGCUGAAAAUCAAAGCCCAAUUGGCACAAACACGCGGUAAAUAGAAUUCGCAAUCGGAAUCGGAAUUGAAAUAGGAAUUCGCAUUCAAAUUCAAAUGCAAAUAGAAAAUAGAAAUUGCCACGAGACCCCCACAGAAAUAUACAAAAAAAAAUCGAAAAAAAAAAUAGCAACUAAAAUACCCAUAAAAUAAUAGGAAAACAAAGAGUGCCAGGAGAAACAGCUGCUGCAGCAAAUAAAAGAACCGCAACAGCAGCAACAACAGCACUAACAACUCCACCAGCAACAACAGCAUCAACAACAAAAUGGAGAAACUGCUGCAAUCGACGCUGUUUGUCAUCCUGAUAAUGGCCACAAAAUGCGGCAGUGGCUCGACCCAGAACCAGCAUCACGAGACCAAUUCCCAGCUGGAUCCCGAUCCGGAGUUCAUCGGGUUCAUCAACAAUGUCACAUAUCCGGCAGGACGCGAGGCCAUCUUGGCCUGCUCGGUGCGCAAUCUGGGCAAGAAUAAGGUUGGCUGGCUGAGAGCCUCCGAUCAGACGGUACUGGCUCUACAAGGUAGAGUGGUCACCCACAAUGCGAGAAUCAGCGUGAUGCACCAAGAUAUGCACACCUGGAAACUAAAGAUCAGCAAACUGCGUGAAAGUGAUAGAGGUUGCUAUAUGUGCCAAAUAAACACGAGUCCCAUGAAGAAACAAGUGGGCUGCAUCGAUGUGCAGGUUCCACCAGAUAUCAUCAAUGAAGAGUCAUCCGCCGAUCUGGCCGUUCAGGAGGGCGAGGAUGCCACGCUCACCUGCAAAGCCACGGGGAAUCCGCAGCCGAGAGUCAUCUGGCGCAGGGAAGACGGCGAAAUGAUUCUCAUUCGCAAACCAGGCAGUCGAGAGCUCAUGAAGGUGGAAUCCUACAAUGGAUCCUCACUUAGGCUACUUCGUCUGGAAAGGCGUCAGAUGGGCGCCUACUUAUGCAUAGCCUCAAACGAUGUUCCACCUGCUGUCAGCAAACGAGUCUCGCUGAGUGUGCAAUUUGCUCCCAUGGUGAGGGCCCCCAGCCAACUGCUGGGCACGCCCCUGGGAUCCGAUGUGCAGCUGGAAUGCCAGGUGGAGGCCUCCCCAUCGCCAGUCUCCUACUGGCUGAAGGGGGCACGGACGUCCAACGGAUUCGCCAGCGUCUCCACGGCCAGCCUCGAGUCCGGCUCGCCGGGCCCCGAAAUGCUGCUCGACGGGCCCAAGUACGGGAUAACGGAGCGGCGCGAUGGCUAUCGGGGCGUCAUGCUGCUGGUGGUGCGUUCCUUCUCGCCCUCCGAUGUGGGCACCUAUCACUGCGUCAGCACAAACUCGCUGGGCCGUGCCGAGGGCACAUUGCGGUUAUACGAAAUCAAGCUUCAUCCGGGCGCCUCGGCCAGCAACGAUGAUCAUCUGAAUUACAUCGGAGGUCUCGAGGAGGCGGCUCGGAAUGCGGCCAGCAGCAACCAGACGACGUGGCAGCCCCUGCUCGCCAUGCUGAUGCUUCUGUGGAUGAGGCUGACACUGAGGGCCGGGGGAGCGUGAUAUCAAAACUGAGAGAAGAAGAGCCGGCAAUCAAGUAUUCCUACAGAUUCCCUCGGACACCGACAUCGACAUCUCUCUCUCUCGCCUGCGUUCUUGUUGUUCGUUUCCGUUUCCGGUUCCGUCUACACCCAUACCCACAUCAUCAACUUAUCGGUCCCCGGCCGCCCACGCACUCAUACAUAUUGCCGGAGGCGCCUCCCGCUGCCUCAGAUAUCAUUUGCAUACGUAUCAGGAAACGUGUUGUUCCCACCCGCUGAAACCCCCAAACCCUUUGCCAAAUCCCAUACCAAAAUCCCGCUCCCUAAUAAAACUAAAGAGGAUAUCAAAAGUGGACAAUUGGCUGCCAAAACCCUACCAUUUCCCCCCAGCCCCGAAUAAUGUUACAUUGCAUAUAAAUUAAAUAUGAAUACUAUAAAAUAGUGCAUAAAAUUUAUUAUCAUAAUAUAAAUAACGACAAAAUUAUUGAAUAAAUUAUCGCAAA
This is a messenger RNA of Drosophila subpulchrella, 2659 nucleotides long. It is a transcript of the gene DIP-gamma, whose product is annotated as lachesin. The transcript is spliced from 12 exons. NCBI's taxonomy places the organism in Eukaryota, Metazoa, Arthropoda, Insecta, Diptera, Drosophilidae. The record is from RefSeq and is a predicted model, not a curated record. Gene Ontology annotation, cellular component: neuron projection. Bases 937 to 2178 code for a protein of 413 amino acids.